Messenger RNA from Pipistrellus nathusii (Nathusius's pipistrelle), 909 nucleotides. Lineage: Eukaryota; Metazoa; Chordata; Mammalia; Chiroptera; Vespertilionidae. The record is from the annotation of a GenBank genome assembly.
AUGUCUGAAGAUGAAGAAAAAGUGAAAUUACGCCGUCUUGAACCAGCUAUCCAGAAAUUCAUUAAAAUAGUAAUCCCCACAGACCUGGAGAGGUUAAGAAAGCACCAGAUAAAUAUUGAGAAGUAUCAGAGAUGCAGAAUCUGGGACAAGUUGCACGAAGAGCAUAUCAAUGCAGGACGUACAGUUCAGCAACUUCGCUCCAAUAUCCGAGAAAUGGAGAAGCUUUGUUUGAAAGUACGGAAAGAUGACCUAAUACUUCUAAGGAGAAUGAUAGAUCCUGUUAAAGAAGCAGCAGCAGCAGCGGCAGCAGAAUUUCUCCAGCUCCGUCAGGAAUCUGUAGAAGAACUUGAGAAACAAUUUAAUGAUGAAGAAACUUUACUACAGCCUUCUUUGACCAGAUCUAUGACUGUUGGUGGAGCAUUUCACACUACUGAAGCUGAAGCUGAUCCUCAGAGUAUGACUCAGAUAUAUGCAUUGCCUGAAAUUCCUCGAGAUCAAAAUGCUGCAGAAUCAUGGGAAACCUUAGAAGCGGACCUAAUUGAACUUAGCCACCUGGUUACAGAAUUCUCUCUCCUAGUGAAUUCUCAGCAGGAGAAGAUUGACAGCAUUGAGGACCAUGUCAACAGUGCUGCUGUGAAUGUUGAAGAGGGAACCAGAAACUUGGGGAAGGCUGCAAAAUACAAGCUGGCAAUGCUGCCUGUGGCAGGUGCACUCCUCGGAGGAGCGGUAGGGGGUCCGAUUGGCCUCCUUGCAGGCUUCAAAGUGGCAGGAAUUGCAGCUGCACUUGGUGGUGGGGUGUUGGGCUUCACAGGUGGAAAAUUGAUACAAAGAAGAAAACAGAAAAUGACGGAGAAGCUCAUUUCCAGCUGUCCAGAUCUUCCCAGCCAAACUGACAAAAAAUGCAGUUAA